GUAGUAUUUUGUGUGUGCACUUAUAUCCUGCUGCGUUUCUCUCUCUCUCUCUCUCUCUCUCUCUCUCUCUCUCUCUCUCUCUCUCUCUCUCUCUCUCUCUCUCUCUCUCUCUCUCUCUCUCUGUGUCUGCCCCCAUCAGAUGGUACCAUUGGGUUCCGGUACUUGGUGGCCGCUCUGUCCGGCCAAUCCUGGACCGUAUGGAUGCCACGAUAACAUAUGCCUUGAAGUUGAAGCAGGGUGAGGAAAGGUUACGUGCCUGUGGUACAGGGAAAUCCUCCCAUGGAGAGGGUGAGAACUUUUCUGGGAAUAAUGAUGAGGAGAUUGCACGUGGUGAGGGGCCGUUGGGAAAUGGAUUAGUCGCGAAUGAAGCUUUGCCUGCCUACACAUUGACAGAUUUCAUUCUUGAACUACGAGAUCCGAGGGAAGGAUCGCAGGCGCUUCGUAGACAGCCUUUGGCAUCUACGCCGACUAACGUGUCCAAGUCGUUGGAGAGUGGGAACGGGAAUGGUGGGACUUGGUCGAAUGAUGGGAACCUGCAAGAACAAGGCGAUGACAGGCGUGUGGCGGUGGUGGCGCAUUCUGCAGCUGGCUGGACUGCUCGGAUACUCAUGGGUUCACGAGCACCGUACGAUGGGAAAACCUAUGGGCUGGCCCGGCGGAUAAAAGUUCUGCUAACUUUAGGGACACCACAUAUCUGCACGGAUAAGUUAACCAAGCGCAAUCUGGAGUUUGUAAAUGUGACCUAUCCCGGCACAACAGAGGAAUCAGAAGGCGUAGAGUACAUUUGUGUGGCGGGAAAGGCCAAAGUGGGGGUCGCAAAAUUUGGGGGCUUGUUGCAGUCUUGUCGUGCACCUAUCACCAUGGAUGAUUACCCGAUGUAUGGGUUACUUGUUGGGUUCUCCCUUUGGGGGACCCUCUGGCGUCUCCUCUUUCCCCUGGGGUUCUGGCACACGUUCACAUGUAGAGUAGAUACCAGGGGUGGUGCCUCCGCUAAGCCUUAUACGAAGGAGGAGGAGGAGAAGAUGGCCGCCAUCCUGAGGGAGAGGAAAGAAAAGAAAGAGGCCAAAAAGAAGGCCCUGAUGGAGAUGCAGGCCGCCAAGUUGAAGAAGAUAGAGGAGGAGAUGGCCAGAGAAAAGGAAAGAUUGAAAAAAGAAGAAGAGGAGAAACUAAAAGAGGUGGAAGAGGAAGAGGAGGAAGAUGAGCAGCCGCUGGAAAGGAGGAGAGAGCAACGAGGGCAGUACAGUGGCAGCAAAAAUGAGGAAAUGGAGAAGAGGAUUUCAGAGUGGGUUGCCAACUUGUCUUUGGGAGAAGAGGAGGAGGUAGCCAUGUAUAUCCCCAAGGACGAGCAGGAGGCCGCCAUGAAGGAAUGGGAUGUAGAAGGAGAUGCUUUGAAGCGGCAAGAGAAGGAAGAUGAGAAGAAAAUGGAGUGGAAGUUGAGGGUGAUGUGGGAGAAGAAGAAGAGGGUGGAUGCAGCAAGUGCAGCGGUCAAAGAGUUGGAGGAGGUGCAGAAACUGAGUCUACAGUUGACCCCUCAAGUGGACCUCCAACGAAAAGUAGAGAUUAUUGCCCAGAGUGUCGAGUGCUUGGCCCGAGUGCAGGAAGAACAGUAUGAGUUUAGUCGAAGUCAGGAUAUGGCCGUGCGCUCGAUGCGGAUGGGGUUUCGGGACUUUGCCCGCGAACUGGUAGGCGUUGUAGGAGCCGAGGUGAACCAUCCCCUCGAAAAGACCGAACGAUUUUGUGUCGGCGCCAUUGAAGGCGUCAAGGCGACCGCUCCCAAGGAGGAAGAGGUACGUCCUUGCAGGGAGCCAGUCAAGGUCAAGUUCCCUGAUUCCUACAGUGGAAAAAGGGAAGAAAACUUUGACAAUUGGGAGGCCAAUGUCAAGACCUAUGUGCAUCUGCAACAGGUCUCCCCAGAUCAGCACGUAUUGAUUGCGAUUCAUGCGCUUAGAGACGAAGCCGCGAGUUUCGCGAGGUCCCUAGUCCGCUCUGCCAACUACAAUGAUGAUGCAGUUGCCUACUCUUCAUUCACCCCCCUUGUGGAUUUUAUGAAGUUGCUGCGCGAGCGAUUUGCUGAUGUCGCCCGCAGUGUCAAAGCCUCUGAUAGGCUCCAGACCAUCCAUUCUCGCCAAUGGAAGAGUGCCAGGGCACUCAAGGGUGUUAUGGACGAGUGGGUGGCUGUUCCUGACCACGGGGUCACAGAGACCCACAAGACCCUCCAAGAGCAUCAGGGUCAUCUCAGACAGGUCUUGGAGAAGCUGAGAGAAGCCAACUUCAAGAUCAACGCAAAGAAGUGCGAUUGGGCGAAGACCCAAGUCUUAUAUCUAGGCCACGUCUUAGACGGAGACAGCGCCAGGCCAGAAGAUUGCAAAAUCGCAGCGAUUAGAGAUUGGCCCACACCGCGCACGCUGACAGAAUUGCGGUCGUUCUUGGGCUUAGCUAACUACUAUAGGAAGUUCGUGAGGAACUUCUCCACUAUCGCUGCGCCCCUUCGCAGAUUGCUGAGGAAAGAAACCAUAUGGAAGUGGGAUAAGGACUGCACGUCUGCCAUGAAGAAGUUGAAGCAGGCGUUGAUAGAGUACCCAGUCCUUAAGGUAGCCGAUCCGUCCUUGCCCUUUGUCGUCACUACGGACGCCAAUCAGUACGGCAUAGGUGUUGUGUUGCAGCAAGACAAUGGCAAUGGUUAUCGACCCGUAGAGUUCAUGUCCGCUAGGAUGCCUUCAGAGAAGGUCGCGACAUCUACCUAUGAAAGGGAACUCUACACUCUUAGGCAAGCACUAGAACACUGGAAGCACUACUUGCUUGGGAGGCACUUCAAAGUCUAUUCAGAUCACGAGACGUUGAGAUGGUUAAAGACCCAGGCCAAGAUGACACCUAAGCUUACUAGGUGGGCCUCUGAAAUAGAUCAAUAUGAUUUCGAGCUCAAGCCAGUAAAAGGGAAGUAUAACGUAGUUGCGGAUGCUCUGAGUAGGAGAGCGGACUACUUUGGAGCGAUAGUUCACUAUCUGGACAUAGGGAAGGACCUGCAGCAAAAGGUUAGGGAAGUGUACGCACAGGACCCCAUCUAUAGUGACCUUCUUAAAAGAGUAAAGGAGGCCCCAGAGAUCGAGCCAGAUUACCGCACUACUGAGGGGUUGCUCUUUGAGAAGACUAACAUAUUUGACCGAUUGUGCAUUCCCAACAGCGAAGAAAUCCGUAGUCUGAUCUUAGGAGAAUGCCACGACACAGAGGGUCAUUUCGGUUGGCACAAGACUCUGGCCAAUCUAAUGCACGCGUACACCUGGCCGGGUAUGAAGAAUGACUGCAUAGAGUAUGUUCGCAGUUGUAAAGUCUGCCAGCGGAAUAAGACUACUACGCGUGCCCCGCUAGGCCUUCUCAGACCCUUACCUAUCCCUGAUCAGCCCGGAGAUUCGGUGUCCAUCGACUUUAUGGACGCAGGCGUCAAGAGUAGGCAUGGCAAGAGCCAAGUCAUGGUGAUAGUCGAUAGAUUCAGUAACACAAAGAGGAGAAGAAUGAGUUCAGUAAAGAAGAUGAAUGAAGAAGAAGAAGAAGAAGAAGAAGAAGAAGAAGAAGACAGAGGAGAAGAAGGAGAAGAAGGAGAAGAAGAAAGAGGAGAAGAAGAAGGAGAAGGAGGAGAAGAAGGAGGAGGAGGAGGAGGAGGAGAAGAGGGAGGAGAGGAAGAAGAAGGAGGAGGAGGAGAAGAAGAAGCUGGAACCAAUGAUUUUGCUUAUCAAAGUUAUAUGCUUUGCUGCGGACGUGGAGAUGUGUGGGGUGAUGGUAUAACACCGGUUGAGUGCGCCUUAGGCGUGCCUGGCGCGGAACACGUGGUGCUCGAUGGUGUCCAGCAUUCACCUGCUGCUGCGAAAAAGGGAGGGAAAUGGUACGGAUCACCCGGAGUGGUUGAGCAAUGGGUAUCAUACAUAGACGCCUUUCGAGAAAAAACAAAAGGUGGUCAUGGCAUAUCCCAUAAGCAGGAGAUUAACGAGACGACAAGCCGGCAGGCUGUUGCAUUAACUGCUGUUGGGGCUGUGCGCCUAGCGGUUGUGCUGGCUGUGAGACAGCAGGCUGCCCAGUUAUUGCAGUCUGCUACGGAGGUUGGGAAUACACUGUACAGUGUGUACGAGUUUGUGGUGAUGCCUUUCGGUCUUUGCAAUGCUCCUGGCACAUUUCAGCACGCCAUGAAUCGGAUCUUUCAUGACUACUUAGACAAGUUUGUCAUUGUGUACUUCGAUGACAUACUUAUCUUCAGUAGGACUGUCGAGGAGCACGUUGGUCACUUAGACAAAGUCCCUAGUCUCCUACAACAGCACCAGAUCAAGAUCAAUGGGGAGAAAUGCGAGUUUGGCCGCACCCGGAUCUUGUGCCUGGGUCAUGAGAUUUCCGCGGAGGGAUUGAAGCCCGAUGACGCGAAGGUGGCCAGCAUUCGUGACUGGUCGCGUCCUCAGUUUGUGACUGAGAUGAGGUCCUUCCUAGGGAUGACCGGCCUCUAUCGCAAUUUUGUUAAGAACUAUAGCAUAGUGGCCGCCCCUUUGACGGACCUGACCCGCCUUGACACCCCAUGGGAGUGGACAGACAGGUGUGAGGCUGCUUUCAGACAUCCGAAGCAUGCUCUGACGCACCAUGAGGUCUUGAAACUUCCUGAUCCUGACAAGCCGUUUAUAGUAACCACGGAUGCUAGCCAAUAUGGCAUAGGCGCCGUGCUCGCGCAACAGGAGGGGCCAAAGUUGAGGCAUGUCGAGUACAUGUCCAAAAAGAUGCCCUCUCAGAAGUUGGCUAAGUCCACGUAUGAGAAGGAGCUCUAUGCGAUUUAUAAAGCGCUAACCCACUGGAGACACUACCUCCUUGGGAGGUUCUUCGACGUUAGGAUUGAUCAUCAGACCCUAAAGUGGAUGCGAACCCAGCCAGUGCUCUCAGAUGCGUUGAAAAGAUGGAUCAAAGUCAUUGAACAGUAUGACUUCGAACCUCAGUACAUCAAAGGAGAGUACAAUAGAGCUGCUGAUGCGCUGUCGCGUAGGCCAGACUUCCUCGAUGCGCUGAUCACUGAGUUUGGGCUUGCGGAUGAUGUUACUCGUUCUUUGGUGGAAGCCUAUCGCGAGGAUCCGUUUAUGGCUGAGAUCAUACGCAGACUCGAGGCGAAGGACAAAGCGACUUCUGUCGAGUUUGAGUUGGUCAAUGGCCUGCUGUGCCUUGAGAAGGCCAGGAAUAAACGUUUGUGUGUGCCUAAUCGGGAGUCGUUGAGUAGUUUAUUUUUAGGUGAGUGUCACGAUGCCACAAGACAUUUUGGUUAUAAAAAGACUGCAGCCAACUUGCUGCAGCAGUUCUGGUGGCCCACAAUGAUGAGAGACGCCAAGCUGUACGUGCAGACUUGUCAGGUAUGUCAGAGAGACAAGCCAUGUACACAGCACCCUCUUGGGCUUCUCAAGCCCCUUCCGAUACCUGAAAGGCCUGGUGAGAGCCUGUCCAUGGACUUCAUGGAUACGCUGGUCACCAGCAAGAGUGGAAUGCGAUAUGUCUAUGUCAUUGUGGAUAGGUUUAGCAAGUAUGCUAGGUUAGUCACAAUGUCUGCAACAGCCAAGACCGAGUAUGUAAUCAAGCUGUUCAAAGAGAACUGGGUCAGGGACUUCGGGUUGCCAAAGUCCAUCAUUAGUGACCGGGAUGUGCGAUUCGCCAGUGAACUGUGGAAGGCCGCAGCUGCGGAACCAGGGACACAGCUGCAGAUGACCUCCGGCAACCACCCAGAGGCAAACGGACAAGCAGAGCAUCUGAACUGCGCUGUUCAACACCUGCUGAGGCAUUAUAUCAAGCCCAAUCAGGUGGACUGGGAUGAGAAACUUGCUCUCAUCGCCAGUCUGUAUAACAACGUGGUGCACAGUGCAACAGGGGUGAGCCCCAACAGUCUGCUACUGACUUUCAAACCUAGACUGCCCCUGGAUUUUCUGUUACCUGAGAAUCAGCCUUCUGCUGCACUAGGCACGUUGGAGUUUGCAUAUCUAUACGAGCCCCUGAUGCAACAAGCUGUAGAACAGAUGCACAGAGCACAGGCAGCGAUGAUAGAGUCAGAGAACAAACACCGCUGCCCAUCCACCUUCCAGGUAGGGGACAGAGUCUGGGUCAAGUCCUCACAACUGGGACAAGAGCACGGGAUAUCCCGUAAGCGCAUGCCACAGUAUUUUGGACCCUGGGAGGUUCUAGAUAUCGUCGGGGAUGAUCCUGAUGGGCCGUCGUAUGUAGUUCAGAUUCCUGGUCAUCUUCGCACUUACCCUGUCUUCCACGCCUCUAAGCUUGCACCUUUCAAGGAAACAGAUCAGUUUCCCUCACGGCGCUCAAUGCUGCCCCCAACCAUGGAUGGAGAGGUCGACAUCGACAGCAUCGUGGACCAUAUGGAAAUGCCAGUGCCAAGACCAACAGGCAGAGGACGUCCUCCUAAACCGAAGCUGCAGUACAGCGUUCGGUUCAGACAUCACAUUGAUCCUAAGGAGGACAGAUGGUUUACUCGGGAGGAACUAAUGCAGACUGCUCCACAGGCUGUGGCUCAUUACGAGAAUGGAAAGCGCCAGAUUGAGUAAUGGAACUUCUCAGAGGACUGUCGAAGUAUGGAGGAGGGAAUGCGAGGCUCAAGGCCUCGAUAUGCCCUACUGGGCCCUAUUUUCAGU
Molecule: messenger RNA, 6650 nt
Organism: Chara braunii
Lineage: Eukaryota; Viridiplantae; Streptophyta; Charophyceae; Charales; Characeae
Source: the annotation of a GenBank genome assembly